CGGCUGCGCCCGGUCCGGCGGCGGCCGCCAAGAUGGCGGAGUACGUGCGCGUGCUGAGGCGGGCGCUGCAGCAGCUCGGGGGUCACGGCGGCCUCCGCGGCGCCUUCUGGCAGCUGGUCAGGGUCAACGAUUUGAAGAUCGGUGCUCUAGUAGGUGUUGACAAAUAUGGAAACAAAUACUAUGAAGACAAAAAGAAUUUUUUUGGUCGACAUAGAUGGGUUGAAUAUACUACUGAAAUGAACGGCAAAAAUACAUUCUGGGAAGUGGAUGGAAGCAUGGUGCCACCAGAAUGGCAUCGUUGGCUUCACUGCAUGACUGAACACCCUCCAACUACUCAUCCACCAGCUGCUCGUAAAUUCAUUUGGGAGAACCACAAAUUCAAUCUGAGUGGCACUCCUGAGCAGUAUGUCCCUUACUCUACAACACGUAAAAAGAUACAGGAGUGGAUCCCACCUACAACCGCUAACAAAUAAUUGAAAAGCCUGACUUGCCUAAAACUGGCUUCUCAAUGUAAACUGUACCUUCAUUGUUUGGUUGGUUUAAAAUAAAAGCCUCUGACAAAAGUAAAA
Chelonoidis abingdonii (Abingdon island giant tortoise) is the source of this 569-nucleotide messenger RNA. RefSeq names its product NADH:ubiquinone oxidoreductase subunit A12 (gene NDUFA12). Lineage: Eukaryota; Metazoa; Chordata; Testudines; Testudinidae. The record is from RefSeq and is a predicted model, not a curated record. Gene Ontology annotation, cellular component: respiratory chain complex I; membrane. Gene Ontology annotation, biological process: response to oxidative stress.